AAAGCUGCUGACGUCAAAGGAACGGCCAUCUUUGAUGAGGGCAGAGCUCACGUUGCAUUGAAGACGAAACCUCGGGGAGGUCAGGCGUUCUUUCCUUCCCUCCCUGCCCGGUGGUUCCUCACUCUUGCGACCCUCAGGGACCGGCGAACAGCACCUUCUGAAGAAGCCAAGAUACAAUGAUUCCUUUAAGUACCUGGUCAUCCAUACUGAGUGAAAUAUAGCUCAUAAAUCGAGGCUAUCUUAAGGUUCUGGGGCCAAACCUAUCACUGACUUACCAGCCUAGGCACCCAACCACCCCCCACCACUACCAUGGCUGAAGAUGCGGACAUGCGCAAUGAGCUGGAAGAGAUGCAGCGGAGGGCUGACCAGCUGGCCGAUGAGUCUCUGGAAAGCACCCGUCGGAUGUUGCAGCUGGUCGAAGAGAGUAAAGAUGCUGGUAUCAGGACUUUGGUUAUGUUGGAUGAACAAGGAGAACAACUGGAACGCAUUGAGGAAGGGAUGGACCAAAUCAAUAAGGACAUGAAAGAAGCAGAAAAGAAUUUGACGGACCUAGGAAAAUUCUGCGGGCUUUGUGUGUGUCCCUGUAACAAGCUUAAAUCAAGUGAUGCUUACAAAAAAGCCUGGGGCAAUAAUCAGGAUGGAGUAGUGGCCAGCCAGCCUGCUCGUGUGGUGGAUGAACGGGAGCAGAUGGCCAUCAGUGGUGGCUUCAUCCGCAGGGUAACAAAUGAUGCCCGAGAAAAUGAAAUGGAUGAAAACCUGGAGCAGGUGAGCGGCAUCAUUGGAAACCUCCGUCACAUGGCCCUGGACAUGGGCAAUGAGAUCGAUACACAGAAUCGCCAGAUCGACAGGAUCAUGGAGAAGGCUGAUUCCAACAAAACCAGAAUUGAUGAGGCCAACCAACGUGCAACAAAGAUGCUAGGAAGUGGUUAAAUGUGCUCUCCUGUGCUCUCCUCUGAAUGUUGCUGGUCAAGAGAGCUCCUUCAUGCUUUUCUCAUGGUAUUACCUAGUAGGUCUUGCACACACACACACACACACACACACACACACACCACCAUCGUACAGGUGUCCAGUGUUGUCUGUCAGCUUCCCAAUAAUAUUGUAUGUCUUUUGUUCUCUCUGGCUCUUUCUUUCCAAAGGUUGUACAUAGUGGUCAUUUGUGGCUCUAACUUCCAACCUAAGAUGUCUUGGGUUUCAUUUUCCCUUUUCUCAGUGGCGUUUGCUGAAUGACAACAAUUUAGGAAUGCUCUAUGUGCUGUUGAUUCUUCCAAUACACAGUAUUGUUCUCGUAAAACUGUGACAUUCCACAGAGCUAGCACCCCAGUCCUUUCUUUGGGUGUCAGGCUCUGAAUCUCUCCAAAUGUGCUGUCUUUGGUUCCUCACGGCUUUUAUCUGUCUUUAUGAUUUCAUGAUUAGACAAUGUGAAAUAACAUAACAGGCAAUGCACUAAAAGUGAUGUGAUUUAUGCAUUUAUGCAUGAGAACUAAAUAGAUUUUUAGGUUCCUACUUAAAGGAAAACUUUCCAUGACAGUAGCAUACUGACGAGAAAACACACACGCAACAGCAACAAUAACAGCAACCACGCAUGCUCAGUAUUGGGACACUGUCAAGAUUAAGUUAUACCAGCGAAACCUGCAGUAGUGUCACUUUAUUUCUGUCAACAUAUAGAUUUAUUUGUCAUAAUCAUCCUUUUUAAAAAUAAAUUUUAAAAGAUGGAUUUGACACACUCACUAUUCAAUCAUUUCCAGCAAAAUAUAUGUUUGGCUGAAACUAUGUGAAAUGGGUGUAAAAUAAGGUUUGUUUGCUGCUUUUGAAAGCUAUGUUUUAAAGAUAAACUCUUGCUGUGAACGAUGUGGAGAUGUAAAUUUUCUAAGUCUGACUCUUGUUGAUCACCAUUUCCCUGUGGUUUGUUAUCAAUACAAUUCUUUGUUGCUUAAUCUAGAGCUAUGCACACCAAACUGCUGAGAUGUUUAGUAGCUGAUAAAGAAAUCUUUAAAAAUAAUAUAAAUGAAUGAACUAUAGAUAAACUGUGAGAGAAAUAUCAAUAUAGCAUGUAUAUUAAAUUCCUCCUGUCUCCUCUGUUGGUUUGUGAAGUGAUUGACAUUUUGUAGCUAGUUUAAAAUUAUUAAAAAUUAUAGCCCCCAGA
Nannospalax galili (Upper Galilee mountains blind mole rat) is the source of this 2143-nucleotide messenger RNA. RefSeq names its product synaptosome associated protein 25 (gene Snap25). The record is from RefSeq and is a predicted model, not a curated record. Gene Ontology annotation, molecular function: SNAP receptor activity; syntaxin-1 binding; voltage-gated potassium channel activity. Gene Ontology annotation, cellular component: plasma membrane; synaptobrevin 2-SNAP-25-syntaxin-1a-complexin I complex. The transcript has 9 exons. Lineage: Eukaryota; Metazoa; Chordata; Mammalia; Rodentia; Spalacidae. The coding region runs from base 310 to 930 and encodes 206 amino acids. Gene Ontology annotation, biological process: exocytosis; synaptic vesicle priming; synaptic vesicle fusion to presynaptic active zone membrane.